Cryptomeria japonica (Japanese cedar) is the source of this 870-nucleotide messenger RNA. RefSeq names its product replication protein A 70 kDa DNA-binding subunit A-like. Gene Ontology annotation, biological process: DNA replication. The record is from RefSeq and is a predicted model, not a curated record. Gene Ontology annotation, cellular component: nucleus. Gene Ontology annotation, molecular function: DNA binding. Bases 1 to 870 code for a protein of 289 amino acids. The transcript has 3 exons. NCBI's taxonomy places the organism in Eukaryota, Viridiplantae, Streptophyta, Pinopsida, Cupressales, Cupressaceae.
AUGUCGUCUGCGAUAGCCUCUCUUGAUGCCUCAGAACAACCUUCUGCAGAAACUUCGGAAGUGGAACCACAACUACAAUUGACCCCACAUGCACUCCUCUACAUCAACGUUGGGGAUGAUGUCCCCUCUCUAGUGCUUCAGCUUUUGUCUUUUGAAAAAUUGACGGCUAAUGAAAAUGACAGUGCCCGAUAUAGGGUUGUUUUGUCUAAUGCCACACACAUGCAAUUGGCGAUCCUCCCACCUAAGUACAACGAUCUGCUACUUUCAGAGACAUUAAAGAUAGGCUCUAUCCUAUCGUUGACAGCUUAUGCUUGUAGAAAUAUUUGGAACUCGAGGACUAUAGUAAUAUUCAGCCUUGCUGUCAAAUUUACAAAUUCUCCAUUGCUUGGAAAACCUAGAUCCCUGUUUAAAGAGAAAGAACAACAAAUGUUGGGUCAAGACACACGCACAACUAAACGCUCCCUCAAAUUUGGAAUACACCUCCCACCCAUGCAACACAAAUCUUCUAUUAAUAUCAGGCCGAUUAAAGCCUUGGACCCCUUUCAAAAUAAAUGGACGAUAAAGGGGCAUGUGACAAACAAUAGGAAGAUGCAUCAGUACAGUACACCAAAGUCCGUUGGCCAAGUGUUUAGCUUUGACAUGAUAGAUGAUGAAGGUACUGAAAUUAGAAUAACUUGCUUUGGCGAUGUAGCAGAGAUGCAUUAUCAUAGGGUUGAAGCAGGAACAUAUUAUACUGUAUCUAAAGGUUGCAUUAAAGAAGCUGACACAAAAUGGAAUAAGCUUAACAACCAUCUUGAGAUAACUUUGGAAAACAAUUCAAUAUUGAAGCGUUGUGAUGCUGUUGUUGAUAGUGAAGCAAAUAAUUCUUGA